This is a messenger RNA of Seminavis robusta, 633 nucleotides long. NCBI's taxonomy places the organism in Eukaryota, Bacillariophyta, Bacillariophyceae, Naviculales, Naviculaceae. The record is from the annotation of a GenBank genome assembly.
AUGAUGAGAUCGUUCCUUCUUGCCGCUCUUUUUGCUGCCAGUGCCCACGCAUGGACGACCGGCUCCAGUGUGUCGUCGUUUGGUGGCAGUGUCUUGAUGACACCUACUACCACUACCAAUAGCUGUCCUGCUGGAAACUUUUUGGAAAUGAAAAAGGGCAAGCCGAAUGUUCCCGUCAAUUUGCGUGGCAAUUACCGUCGGCAACAGGAAAUGUCGCAAAUGAGAGAUCAAAUGGUUUCCGCUUCCAAACCGGGUGCCGAUGGUAUGCCCGUCUUUAAUCUGUUUGUGCGAACCAAGAAAGCCAAUAUGUGGUACCCUUGCGGAAGUUUCAAGGGAGAUGAAAAAUCCAAAUCUUUGGCGCAAGCUUGGGCCGAUGGUGGCAUGAUGGCUGGAAUCUCCAAAAACCAAUUGGACGGAGGAAUCGCUGGCAGUCUUUACACCGAUUUACCAAAGCUCCAGGAAGGGGUUUGCCGUUCUUAUCCCCAAUUGAGAAAGAGCAGAGACAGCUUGGAGUGGGGAUACAAAUUGGCAUUUGACGGUCUUCCUGAAGACAAGGCAAAGGUUGUAGAACCCAUCGAACCCAAGGAAAUGAAGGGAGCCUUGGACGGCAUCAAGAAUUUCUUUGGAAACUAA